AUGUUUUUUGACUCCUCUAGGAAGACUAGUGUAGAUGGGAGUGGUACUGAUGGAGGCACACCAUCUUCAGGAAGAGCAGUUGAAGGUUUGGAGAAUAUAAAUAUCUCUGUUAAGCUUUCAUCCAACGACGACGAAGAGAAUACCAACAUGCGCUGGGUGUUUUAUUCAGAUGCGGAGUGUGAAGUUCUUGCACAAUGUUACAUGGAUAUUAGCAUCGAUUCAGUUGUUGGAAACGAGCAAAAGAUGGACAAAAUGUGGAAACGCAUUGCGAAAGCCUACAAUGAAAAUCGCCCUGCCAACACUCCAAGUAGAAAGAUUGCAAGCAUCUGGAAGAGCGGUGCAAAUGAUGCUGAUAUUAUGGAGAUGGCACAAACAGAAUACAAGCAGCAUCACGAUUUUCAGAUGCGAAAAGAGUUAUUCACUCGCAUAGUGAAUGCUUUGGAAACCCACAACACAUGGUUUCAACAAAGACCCAAUGCCACAGGGAAGAAAGAUUUCACGCCACUACAAAAACGCACGAAUGCGAUUAGACAGUUGGCAUAUGGUGGCCCAGCUGAUCACUACGAUGAGUACUUGCGGGUUUCUGAAACAAUAUGGUACGAGUGCUUGCACCACUUCUACCGAGGUGUUAUUGAGUGGACAUGGAAAAAUUGCCCAGUAGCAUGGAAAGACCAAUUCACCCGUGGCGAUCAUGGGGUCCCAACAAUUAUGCUUGAGGCGGUUGCAUCUCAAGAUUUGUGGAUCUGGCAUGCUUUUUUUGGAGUUACAGGAUCCAACAAUGAUAUAAACGUGUUUAAUCAGUCUCCACUAUUCAACGACGUUCUACAAGGGCAAUCACCUUCCAUCCCAUUCACAGCAACUUUUGUCAAGAGCUUCCAACAUCCUCAAGAUCCAAAAGGAAGGAAGUUCAAGGAAAUGCAAGAAGCUGCGAGAAAGGAUGCUGAACGAGCAUUUGGGGUUCUCCAAGCUCGUUGGACAAUGAUUAGAGGUCCGAGUUGCCUCUGGUAUAAAGAAAACAUCACUGACAUUAUGUAUGCUUGCAUUAUUUUACAUAAUAUGAUAAUUGAAGAUGAAGGGGAAAUGACAUGCCAAUGGGUUGAAGACGAACCAAGUACGUCGAGCAACAAUAAUGCAGGAGAAAUAAAUCACGGUUCAAUUGGAGGAUUCAACUAG
Messenger RNA from Salvia miltiorrhiza (redroot sage), 1173 nucleotides. RefSeq lists its product as uncharacterized. The transcript is spliced from 4 exons. NCBI's taxonomy places the organism in Eukaryota, Viridiplantae, Streptophyta, Magnoliopsida, Lamiales, Lamiaceae. The record is from RefSeq and is a predicted model, not a curated record. Bases 1 to 1173 code for a protein of 390 amino acids.